UUAUUAAGAAACAGUAUACAGAACAUGUAUACAAUCAGAACAAAAUUAACAUAUGCCAGGGGGUGUAAUACAAAGAAUUACAAACAUUCAAAUAAUUUGUUACAUUGCCAGUGUCAUGCCAGCACCACUGCGCGAUGCAGCGCUAACAGCUGAUCCCUACUGUAAACAAAGGAUCCAUGCGCUGGGUCCCCAAACACGGCUGAAAGAGGUGGAAAAAAAGAGAGAAAGACAACCAAGACUAGCACAAAACGGUAGUCCAUGAUUGCAGAAUCUAAUUGCUAAAACUUUAGUUACAAAAAAUUACGAGAAAGUAAAGAGGAGAUAAGAAAGAAGCUCAGAAUGAGCGGAGCUGCUGUAACAGGCUGCCACACACGGGGGGCGCCGGAAGUAAGGUUUUCAGGGGUCAUCACACUGACCCUAAAGUAAUUCAUGCUAAAAAUCUCGCUCUGUUAAGGAGAUAUAUAAAUAUGAAAUAAUAAAAAUAAAUAAAAUGAGAAGGAAAAAUGCUGCAUUAAUAAUUCUGUUUCAUCUGCACUUUAGCAGGUCCUAAAAUACUCUGAUUACUACAGUGAGAGUACUCUGAUUACUGUAUGGUGGCAGGUGUCAGGACAGUGGUUAUCAGUGUGAAAACCAAAGACAAUUCAACUUUGAUAACAGAUAUAUGAUUAACUUGUUAAUUUUAAUGGCUAAAUUUCAUAUUCACAAGUCCAAAUGUUUAGGAAGACAUCCCUCUUUUUAUGUAUUCUCCUUUGAACUUGUACAGUAUCUUAAUUCAGUUAAGAACUCCACUAACCCAAAAGCUAUAAAAACUAUUGGUGUUUGUGAAAAAAAUCAAGAUCUUUCAGUCACUUUAUUCUUUGGCUUGAUCAGUUACUUUCCCCCUAGCAUAUUUAUAUUGUAGGUUCUGAAUAUUGUUUCUUUUGUUUGGCUACGGUAUGCAAUGUUUUUGUAAGUACAACACCAUCAAUGUGGUACUGUUUAAUUCUAUUUUGUAUUGUACUGAUGUUUAAAUAAAGGUUUGAAUGAAAAAAAAAAUUGGUUAUCAGUGUGAAGGUUCUGAGCGUGCUCAUACUGAAGGAGGCAUUCGAUUGGCUGUUUUCCUGAGAACUCGUUUCAUUGGUUAAUGUUGUAAACACUCCCUGUCAUGAUCAUGAUUGCUAAUUGUUAGCAUCUGUGCGUGUGAGCAGCAUGAUAAUGUCACAUUAGGUUGGGCAGUCACAUGACCUGUUUCCUGUCAUCAGGUGUGUCUGUGGAUGGAAGUGUGCAGUUCUGCAAUGGGACCAGAGCGCGUCUUACCGAGCUCCGAGGACGAGCUGGGAGAGGACGAGCGACCGACGGACGGAACGCUGCCGCCGGGUGCCAUGUGGGGUGGGGGGGAGGAGGAGGCAGUGGGGGAGAUGGAGCUGGAUGGCGAGGAGGAGGAAGACGAGGAAGAUGGCAGUGGGGGAGGGUACUACUACCAGCCUCUGAACCAGGAGCCCGACGGUGUGAACGGUGGCGAACAGCCAGAGGAUGACGAGGAGAAGCGGGGGGAGGAGACGGGGGAGACGGCCUCCCACUCUGAGCAGCUCCAGCAGGUGCAGCAGCGGAUAGAGGUGUUGGGGCUGCACCUCCCCGAAGCUCCGCCUCCUGACAGCGACGAGGAAGAGGACCCCGAAGGAGCAGCUUCUGAGAGGAGCCGUGCCUCCAUCCCCAUGGACGCAGAUCACGUCGAGCUGGUGAAGAGGACGAUGGCGGCCGUGGCGCUGCCAUCUUUGGGUGUGCCGCCGUGGGCGCGGGAGAUCUCAGACGACCAGUGGAAGGACAUGGUGCGUGACACGCUGCAAAGCCGACAGAGCGCCGCCGCCCUGCGCAAACCUCCCCGGGCCCUGAACGCACCACAAGAACUACAUCAACUCUGAACUCUGACUGUCCUUGAAUGCACCACAUAGACAUCACCAUCACCGGGGGACCCUGAACGCAUCGCGGCCAUUCCUACAGAUUAAUGGACUGAGCACAGCACAACCACUUCGGGAGCCCCCAGGUGACAUUGGACACCUGAGCUGAGCUCACCUGUAGCUCAUUAUGACCACUUCAGGGCCCACAGAUAAAUACAGUGCUUUGUUUCUCCAGAAAAGUGUAAUUUAUUGAAGCCCAUAAAGAUUCCAGGUGAUCAAUAUGGUAAUUAUGAAUAAUCAAUUAACAGUUUCAGUGAGUGAUUGUUCUGGUGUUUGUUUAUCACUGGAUAAAAAGUUAGAUAUGUAACUGACAAUAUCGUUUUCUAACUUUAAAAUCAUACAGAUAUAUAAAUCAGUUAUUGAUCGGAUCUGCUGAUUGGUGGUAAAAUAUCAGUUAUUGAUCACUGUUUGAUAACUCAUGCCUGACUUAUUUUGCACCUGUGUGAAAACACCGUCCUUUCUUUCCCUUUCCAAAUAAAAGCGUCACACCGGUGCACAGUGUAAAUGUAGUUUCACUGGAACAUUUUUUUUGUUGUCGCUUGUUUUUAAACUCAAGUGGAAGAUCAAAUAAAGUCUGACUUCAAUGUU
This is a messenger RNA of Haplochromis burtoni (Burton's mouthbrooder), 2525 nucleotides long. RefSeq names its product male-enhanced antigen 1 (gene mea1). Bases 1254 to 1901 code for a protein of 215 amino acids. NCBI's taxonomy places the organism in Eukaryota, Metazoa, Chordata, Actinopteri, Cichliformes, Cichlidae. The transcript is spliced from 3 exons. Gene Ontology annotation, biological process: spermatogenesis. The record is from RefSeq and is a predicted model, not a curated record.